Molecule: messenger RNA, 1514 nt
Organism: Aspergillus welwitschiae
Lineage: Eukaryota; Fungi; Ascomycota; Eurotiomycetes; Eurotiales; Aspergillaceae
Product: DNA-directed RNA polymerase core subunit RPC40
Exons: 3
Coding region: 262-1383 (373 amino acids)
Biological process (GO): DNA-templated transcription
Cellular component (GO): RNA polymerase III complex; RNA polymerase I complex
Molecular function (GO): DNA binding; protein dimerization activity
Source: RefSeq, a predicted model, not a curated record
GUCACGUGAGAGGAGCUUAUGGUCAUCAGCCCGUCUCUGGUUGGUCUGCCGUUGGCCGUCUAUAACUCCCGCCACUAGUGCCAAUUCCUGCCUAAACUGCUGGGUGUGUUAUAACCAACCAUCUUUCCGCCUUUGCGGCCUGCAGAAUUUCAAGAAAAUACUGCCGCUUCCGCCAAAGAACUUUUCGCAGUUGCUCCCUCCACUUCGUCUGUCCCUCUUCCUCCUCCAAUUUUCCCCGCGGCAUAUACAUUCUCGUCCAUCAUGGCGCCUCUCGUUCCCUCGCAGGAGGAGCUUGAUCGCAGAAGGAUCGUCGACAUCAACCCAGAGACCGUCUCCAACAUCCCCUCCACAGAUUUUCCUGGUCACUGGCCCGGCGAGUCGCACGAAUGGUCCCUCGAAAAGUUCAAGAAUGAUCUCAAGAUCGACUUCCACCGCAACGAGCGAUUCGAAUCCUCCUUCUCUCUCAUCGGAGUCGACGCCUCCAUUGCCAAUGCCUUCCGUCGCAUUCUCAUGGCUGAGGUGCCCAGCAUCGCCAUCGAAUACGUCUUCGUCCACAACAACACCUCUGUCAUUCAGGAUGAGGUUCUCGCACAACGUCUGGGUCUGAUUCCCCUCAAGGGUUCCGUGGAGGGCAUCAACUGGAUGCGCUGGUUCAAGAAGCCUACCGACGACGAUCCCAAUGGCAGCAGUCCCGCCGAUUACAACACCAUCGUCUUGCGCUUGGACGUCGAAUGUACCAAGAACCCCAACGCGGAUCCCGAGGAGACUGACCCCCGCAAACUCUACAAGAAUGCGCACGUCUACGCCAAAGAUAUCACAUUCCACCCCGUCGGUCGCCAGGAACAGUUCUUUGCUGGCGAUGACGCAAUUCAGCCCGUCAACCCGGACAUCCUGGUCGCCAAGCUUCGCCCCGGUCAGGCGAUUGAAAUGGAACUUCACUGUAUCAAGGGUAUCGGUGCCGACCAUGCCAAGUUCUCCCCUGUCGCCACGGCCACCUACCGUCUACUACCCGACAUCAAGAUCCUCCGCCCCAUCAUCGGUGACGAUGCCAAGAAGUUCGCCAAGUGCUUCCCCAGCGGUGUCAUUGGCCUCGAGAAGGUCACUCGUGAGGAGGCUAAGCAGAAGGACAGCGGAUAUGAGGGCCACGAGGGCGAAUUGAAGGCCGUUGUUGUGGAUCCCUUCAAGGAUACCGUCAGCAGAGAGUGUCUGAGACACGAGGAGUUCCAGGGCAAGGUCAAGCUCGGUCGCGUCCGCGACCACUUCAUCUUCAACAUCGAGAGUGUUGGCCAAUUCGAAAGCGACACCCUCUUCCUGGAGAGCGUCAAGGUCCUGAAGCUGAAAUGCGCAAGAUGGAAGCGCGGCUUGACGGACCUUAUGCGCUAAGUCAAAGCCAUUUGGCUCCGCCUUCCGUGAAAAAUGAUUCAAAGCUAUAUAAUGCAUUGGCCUGGCGUUGGAUUGUCUUGUUGAUUUUGUACAUUUUACGAAAAGUUGGUGACAACCUUCUUUACACUUGU